GCCGUUCAUGCACAUCUAGACUUCGUUACUCGUUGAUUUCUUCUUCAUAUAAUAACGUGUCCCUCGGCAGUGGCUCAGUGCUUACUACGGCAUCAUACCCGGUCAUACGGCGCGCAACCCCCAUAGGGUCCCGCGAACGCGCUCCAUCAGCCUUCUCCUAACCCGUUUGUGCAAGACCGACGCCGACCGAGCAUACACGUCGUAGUUGGCAUGGAGGCCUCUAGCUUCUCCCCGGUCGAUUUCACGGUUGAGCCAGACUUACAACCUCUCUACCCGACCAAUGCCCAGAUCUCGGAUCUGUUAUCUCACCAUGUCGGCCUCGCUCCUUCGCAGAAGGCGGAGCUCGUAGCGCACUGCCUGGUGCGUGCGUGCGCGUUCGCAGACCUCUCCUUGCUGUCCUUCCUCCUCCAGGAUUCGCAGGCGCAACAGUUCGUCGAUCUCUCCAAGCAGGACGAGGACGGCCUCGGGCUAAUCAGUACUGCCAUCCUCGGCUUCGGCUCCGACUCUGACCGCGACAUCGAACGCGAGGAAUGCGUCAGGCUCCUAGUGUCGGAGGGCUGCGACGUGAAUGUUGCCGACAGUGCCGGCUGGACCCCACUGCAUUACGCCUCCCUGCUCUCUCCGCCCACGCUCGUGUCCUAUCUCCUCACACAUGGAUCGUCGCCCCUUGCCAUUACCAGGCGUGGGUUGACUGCGCUUGACAUCGUGACUGCCCACUCUACUGUGCCCGGACGGGAAGAUGUCGCACUGCUACUUGAAGAAGCGAUGCGAGAAGCAGGGUGGCAAGGUGGCCGAAUGGAAGAGCAACGUCGGAUCCUCGAGAAGCGUAUGCGUCGACUGGGAAAGCGAAGACACGUCCAAGAGGAUAUCGAGAAGGUUCUCGGUGUUAAUCCUAAGUGGUGGGGGGACGAGGAUGCCCUCUACUCACUCGACACGGACGAAGAUAGCGAUGACGAGGCCCCUAGCGAACUCACACUCACUCCACCGCCAGAUUUCUCGUCGAUGCUUGUGUUUUCCCCUAUGGCCCUACCGCACAUCUACCAGUCCCUGAUUAGUGACUUCCGGCCCCAACUCCGGAACGCCGAACCCGCGAACGCAUUGUAUAUGCUUACGCGGUUCGCGUGCCUGAGUUGCGAUGACAACUGGGUCGAGGAUUUGAUCAUCGGUGCUACCGACGCCAUUGAAGAUGUCUUCUUCAACCAUGCCGAGGACCCGACUUAUCUCAUAUUCUGGCUGUACAACACCACUGUUUGGUUACAUCUCAUGCGCUGUGACAAAGCCAUCAAUCAGACGUGCGAGAGUCUCGGUUCUCUGUCAUUGAUCGAGGAGAUCCUGAACUCCGUUUUCGUCUUCGUAAUUCGCUUCGCCGAACGGAGAAUAGACCAACUUCUCGAUGCCGCAAUGUUGGACUACAGUCCAGCGUCCAGCGAAUUUGACUCUAUCCAGUUCGAAGGCGAAUGGUCGUUCUUGCGGUCGUUCGCUGGCAAGAAGAAGGUGAAUGGCGCGGUCACAUCAAGUACGCCUCGAGGGAACCCACCCAUGUCCCCUACACAAGUCAGCAGGCCUCCGUCUCCCCAACCUGCGGCAUCUCCUCAGAAUGUCAGAGGGGGCUUUGCUUCCCUUCGGCAGACGUUCACGCGCAACCGUGGUGGAUCUACAGCAACCCCCUUGCAAUCCUUAUUUGACCCUCAGCAACCUACGACGUCACCGAAGGACAUCAUCUCGUUCAUCACCGCGCUGCAUACGCUUCUUACCAUGGCCGGCAUCAACCCCGCUAUAAUCACUCAGUUCUGGUCUCAGGUUAUGUAUUGGACCUCAAGCGAGAUAUUCAAUCGUAUUCUUACGAGGAAGAAGUAUCUGUGCCGGUCACGAGCCCUCCAGAUCAGCAUGAACCUCAGCGUCAUUGAAGAGUGGAUUGCCAACAUGGAGCUGCCGAAGAACAUAGGCUCGCACUUCGCGCCUGUCCACGACCUCUUGAUGUGGCUACAGUGUUUGUCGUCCAUCACGGAGUUCGCCAAUCUAAUUGCGACCAUCCAGAACAUGAAGCAUUUAAAUCCUCUGCAGAUGCGCCGCGCUGUACGAGACUACAAGUACGAGGUCAACGAGGGUCGUAUGACAGAGGAGUGCAAUCAGUACUUGCAACAACUGCAGAAAGAUUGGGAACGGCACCGGGUCAAGGUGGGUGUAGCGCAGCUGCGGAAAGAGAUCGGCGAACGCGAACGAGAGCGGGAGGAGAGCAGCGCAUCUCCAUCUCUCCAUGAAGCGCCCUUGAAUUCCGAACAAGCGUCAAUAGCACCGUCAAUCGAAUCCGCAGCGCAGCGCUCUAUCGACGCGCUCUUUGACCGGUCACAGGAAAAGCUGUUCUGGGAACCUGCCAAAGCUCCGGAACCGCUGGGGGAGCUCCUGGAUUCUCGAUACAUGCUUCCCCUCUUGCUCCCCUCUGAUCCACGCAUGCUCGGGGCUCUUCCGAAGAAGCCCGCGAGCCUCAGCGAGGAGAAGAACCACCGGAUAAGUGUUGACGGCUCCAGCCGGAGUACGAGUCGCGCGAGCUUUGGGAACCGAGGGGCAAUGGACUGGAAAUUUAGCAAGAAGUUGCGCGAUAUCGGACCAACGACACUGUUGUGGGUGGACGGCAGCGUCUCGGCGGCGCGGUGGACGCGACCGGUGGAGCCAGAGCCGGACGAGGAAGAGGAGAGACCGCCGCCGUACUCGUCUGACGAACAUCAAGGGGAUGGAGAAGACGAUGAUGGGCAAGGAACGCUGAGGAUCAACACCGCCGUCCACCUCACUGCGUUGACUCGAGCUCCAUCAGGACGGAGUAGAGGGAGGACGAGCAUGGCGGGUGGUACUCCGAUAGACCAUAGGGACGCGUCACUGGUAUCGUGACGGGCGUGGACGGAAUUUGGACCUGAGUUGUAAUCGAUGUUGCAUUGCUGUCCGCUGAGAUGUACGUACAUAUUGCUGCUUUCUAUUCUCC
Messenger RNA from Dichomitus squalens LYAD-421 SS1, 2977 nucleotides. RefSeq lists its product as uncharacterized. The coding region runs from base 211 to 2886 and encodes 891 amino acids. The record is from RefSeq and is a predicted model, not a curated record. The transcript is spliced from 10 exons. Lineage: Eukaryota; Fungi; Basidiomycota; Agaricomycetes; Polyporales; Polyporaceae. Gene Ontology annotation, molecular function: GTPase binding.